Pseudozyma hubeiensis SY62 is the source of this 234-nucleotide messenger RNA. RefSeq lists its product as hypothetical. The coding region runs from base 1 to 234 and encodes 77 amino acids. The record is from RefSeq and is a predicted model, not a curated record. The transcript has a single exon. NCBI's taxonomy places the organism in Eukaryota, Fungi, Basidiomycota, Ustilaginomycetes, Ustilaginales, Ustilaginaceae.
AUGGAACCUAUUCGAGAGAUGUCGGUGAUGGGAUCGAUGGAUGUUAUCGCUGCUCGGAGACGCGUUGCUUCUGCCUAUGACGUGCAGCCCGACGUGUGGGUAGAAGAAGGAAUAGAGAGGACGUGGUCAGGAGAGAGCAUAACGGGAACGGGAGAAGGUUUGCGAACAGGUCUUACCUUUGCACCAGAAGCACCACCCGACCUCUCACUACCAUCUCCUAUUGACGCCGGUUGA